This is a messenger RNA of Mesorhabditis belari, 996 nucleotides long. The record is from the annotation of a GenBank genome assembly. Lineage: Eukaryota; Metazoa; Nematoda; Chromadorea; Rhabditida; Rhabditidae.
AUGUCGCUAAAUCAAAACCCGUUCUCCGACCCAUUUGCGGAUCCAUCGGUACGAGCGGCUGCCGCACCAUCGGCGAGUGCAAAUGUAAAUGAGGAUUUCAACCCGUUCGCGCAACGCAAUCAAUCAACUCAGCCAGCACCCACCCAUCAGCCAGCGCUCUCGGGCGGUGCCACCUCUGCAGUGCAUGGAGAUGAGCUCUUCCGUCGACAAGAGGAACUCGAGCGAAAAGCACAAGAGCUUCGCCGAAAAGAGGAAGAGCUUGAGCGUCGUCAAAGGGGUACCGCACCCACUGGUGGGGCAACAAAUGGCGGGGCGGCGCCUGCUGCUGGAGGAAAACCCCACAAUUGGCCACCUCUGCCAGCCAUUAUUCCGAUCGAACCUUGUUUCUAUCAGGAUAUCGAAGUGGAGAUCCCUGUACAAUUCCAAAAGACGGUCACCAUUGUCUACUAUGUGUUCUUGACCUAUGUGCUUGCUCUUUUCAUUAAUGUGUUUGCUUCACUCUUCUACGCACUUUUCGGUGGUGGAAGUAUUGGUGUCUUCUUUUUGGCUAUUAUUCAAUUCAUUCUCUUCGCGCCUUGUUCCUUUUUGUUCUGGUUCAGGCCAGUUUAUAAGGCAUUCCGGAAUGACUCUUCGUUCAAUUUUAUGGUCUUCUUCUUUGUGCUCUUCUUCCAUUCAAUCUUUACAUUGGUGCAAACGCUGGGCAUUUCUCAGUACGCUUGUGGAUGGGCCAAUGCUCUCGAGACGUUCAGCAAGUCGGUUCCCGUCGCUUUGUUGAUGUUGGUUUGCGCAGUCGCAUUCAGCGUGGCUUUCGCUGGAAUGGUUUUCGCCCUCUUGAAGGUUCAUCGUCUCUAUCGCGGCGCUGGCUUCUCAAUCGAUAAGGCGCGACAAGAAUUCACGAAUGGAGUGAUGAAUGACCGAAACGUUCAGGCUGCAGCUGGAGUCGCGGCACGAGGAGCAGCCGGUGCUGCUUUCCAACAAGCUGCUUCAGGUCGUUUU